Pyrgilauda ruficollis (rufous-necked snowfinch) is the source of this 1708-nucleotide messenger RNA. Its product is annotated as kinesin-like protein KIF2A. Gene Ontology annotation, molecular function: microtubule motor activity. The annotation marks the transcript as partial. Gene Ontology annotation, biological process: microtubule-based movement. The transcript is spliced from 5 exons. Lineage: Eukaryota; Metazoa; Chordata; Aves; Passeriformes; Passeridae. The record is from RefSeq and is a predicted model, not a curated record.
UGUCCUGUUGAUGGCAGCAGCAGCCGAGGCUCCAGUAAGCAGCCGGGAGGUGUUCCUUCCGGAGAGAGGAAGGAGGUGGGGGCCUGGUUUUGCCCUGCGGCACCCAUGCAGAUGGUGAGCGUCUCUCCCAGCAAGGGUGGGUGCCGAAAAGUCCCAGUCAAACAGCCACUCUUCUGGCUUACUAACAGCAAGAAGAAACAGCAAGGAAGGCUCAGCAGAAGCAGCAAGUCCCCUAGGCAGAAGUCUAGCACCAAAACCCACAACUGUCUGCCCUACAGGACAGCAAAGACUGCACCACACCCUUCUAAGGAACUGCCAAAAAACCACACCACGUCCCCUGCUCCCCCAGAACCAUUCCAACUGGUGAAGGAGUUGAUGGUUGAUCCUAGUGCUGCAGGAGAUAGCUCACCUAUUAUACACCAUGCUCCCAAUCAGAUUGAUGACUUAGAGACACAGUGGGGUGUGGGAAGCUCUCCUCAGAGAGAUGAUCUCAAACUGCUUUGUGAACAAAAUGAAGAGGAAGUUUCUCCACAGUUGUUUACUUUCCAUGAAGCUGUGUCACAAAUGGUGGAAAUGGAAGAGCAAGUAGUAGAAGACCACAGGGCUGUCUUCCAGGAAUCUAUUAGAUGGCUGGAACAUGAAAAAGCUCUUCUUGAGAUGACAGAAGAAGUAGACUAUGAUGUGGAUUCUUAUGCUACGCAACUUGAAGCAAUUCUAGAACAAAAAAUUGAUAUUCUGACCGAACUUAGAGAUAAAGUGAAAUCUUUCCGGGCAGCUCUACAAGAGGAGGAACAGGCCAGUAAACAGAUCAACCCAAAAAGACCACAUGCCCUUUGAAAGGAGGCUUCUGCUGCUAAAGGAAUCUAUGAACCUGUACUGCUGUAGGACACAUUUGUUACAAAACCCAGUGGUUGGAAGAACUCAACUACUUGAAAAUGUAAAAAUGUUAGAAACGUCCUGUUUAUUACUCAUCUAAAUUAUAUUUUCAGUUUUGUGUGAAAUGCUCCUAUGAUGUCUAUAAAAUGCUUCUAGACCAAACAGUACAACCUUGCAGGGUUCAGAUCUGUGAAGCAAUUUGUUUAAAGUAUUUAAUUUAUUCAAAUUGUAAAUUUUAUGUUUGGAAAUAUUUGCCAUGUUUUUAAUAAUGAAGCAGAACUGUGACAAUUGAAAAGUCAUAGUAUUUCCUUUUCACUAUGUUCAGUUUUGUUAUAAAGACCAUUUGUGCAGUUUUAAAUUGUCUUUGCUCCAUGAGUACCUCACUAGUGGUUUUACAUAUCUUCUACAGAUAGUUGUGCUUAUUUCUUCCCAUUCUGUGCCUUCAUGAGGGCUACUUAAUCCUGAGUAUCCUCUUUCUGAAGCACAGUCUUAAUAAACAACAUCCAUAUUUGUCAAUAUAAAUUGCUUUUAGUGUGUAUAUAUUUUUAAUGUGUUUUGAGACUUUUUUUUUGGUGGCUAGUGCAUUUCACAGCAUGUGCCAUAUCCUUCAAACAGGAACUGCAAGAGCUGUUAGAGUGAACAUACAGCUGGACAUUCCAUCCUGCUUGUAAAAAAUCUGAAAUUUAGGUUUAUUUGAAUACCAUAAAUAAUAGUUAUAUAAUUAUAACAUUUUCUCUGUAAUUAAAAAAGAAAACACAUACAAAAAAGUAAAAUCAAACAAAAAAUACAUUGGUUGAUGUAUAACGAAGGGUAAUGUUUAAGUACUGAGGAG